This is a messenger RNA of Marmota monax (woodchuck), 4438 nucleotides long. Its product is annotated as keratin-associated protein 10-8-like. Gene Ontology annotation, cellular component: keratin filament. The transcript is spliced from 2 exons. Bases 3196 to 4005 code for a protein of 269 amino acids. The record is from RefSeq and is a predicted model, not a curated record. NCBI's taxonomy places the organism in Eukaryota, Metazoa, Chordata, Mammalia, Rodentia, Sciuridae.
AAAGGCCCUGGGCCUGCGUGGGCAGCCGACGCCCCCGCACCCUUCCCUGGCCCCGUGGGGGAGGCACAACUGACCAGAGCUUCGAGCAGGGAAGCCCACCGUCCCGUCCCCCUGGCUGGGGGCUGGAGGGCUGGUCGGAGGCUGUGAGGUGGACGUUUCUAGAAGGACUCGGUGCUCCCUGUGCAGGAAGUCCCCGUGCUCUGGUGGGCGGCAGCACUGUCCCCACAGGCCCCACGUUGGGCAGUGCACACCGCAGCCCAUCUGACCGCCGGGGCUCAGCCCGGUGUCUGCCUCAGCCUCCCACCUCGGGGCCUUGACCUGGCACACAGCUGUGCGGCUGUGACGCUUGUGACGCCCCGGCCCUCCUCUGCAAAAGAGCCCCAUGCAAACAGCAAGGGCAGACUUCGUGUCUCCUGUCCACUUCCUGGGUCGCUGGAUGAUCCCUUGGGUCCCCAGUUGGACCCCUGAGAACCGAGGUCCCUGACUUCUCAAGUGACAGCCACCAGCCACCAGGUCCUUCUGGUUGUCACUGAGAAAUGCGUCAAACCCUUUGCGUUCACCACGGGACCCUCCGUGUGUGGUCAAGGUGCCGCUCACCUCCCCGCCCCCCGCGGCUGCAAAGGCAGGAGCUGAGGAGGGGAGACCCUGCAGCCCUGGGAGGGGUCCCCAGCACACAAGGUGGAGCAGGCCAGUGGCGGGCUGAGGGCCUGCUGGCACCUGGUGCCAGGCCCCGUCUCCCUCCCGGGGGGUGGACCCCUAGGAUCCUGGACAGGAAGAAGGAGGUGGGUGCUGGGAGCUCCCUGAGGGCUGCCUCGUCUGCGUCUGCAGGCUGGCCGGCCCCCUGGGGUCCAGGCACUGACAGACGGCAUUGGCUGCCCUGGGAGGCCCACCCGUCUGUGACAGCACGGUGUCCCACACACCCCUGCUCAGGACAGCUGGGACAGGGCCUUUGUGGAGCGCAUCCACCUCAAGGUUCUGAGGGCCGGGAACUGAGGGUGGAGGGGAGCCCCGGGCGAGGGAGGCCCACGCACUGGGCUGAGGGGCAGCAGAGCCCAGGGGGCGGCGGGUUGGACGGAACCUCCCUGAGCCCUCCGCAGGCCCCGCCCCAACUGCGCUGGGCAGAUGUCACGCUGGGCAGGGAGGAAACCGAGAAGCAGAAAGCCACCAUGAGCCGCCGGAGCUCGGGAGACGUCACAGCGAUGUCUGAGAGGCCACCAGGAAUCACAGUCACCAAGAAACAGGGCCAAGGACCCAGACAGUAGGACUGACCCACAGUCAGGAAAACUGAGGGUCACGCAUCUUAAGAAAACAGAGGUGACGAUGGGGACUUCCAGCAUCACACUGAAGUGGGGCAGCAUAGGACGCCGUAGCUAGAGAGCGUGACAACCGCACCUGUGAACGGCUGGUGGCCUGAUGUCAGGUGACCAGGCGGGAGGGACUGUGAGGGGUGGGGACACGGCCAGAUGGAGCUGAGAGGAAUCGGGGACGUGACCAAGUGGAGGUGCGGCACUGGGAGAGGACGGGGACCGUCCUGGUGAAGCCUCCCCGCAGCCCUAUGUGGACACCGUGGGGCAGCGGCGCGAGGGCCUCACGGUGUGUCUGGCGAAGGCCGAGGGAAGCCCAGAGCCACUGCCCACUGCCCACGAGGGCUCCUGGGGAGAGGAGGUGGCCCCAGCCACACGGCCACUCUCCCGCGUCCUGCCACACUCACAGGAGCCGGGGUGGGUCCCCGUGGGGCCUCCUCAGGGAGCAGGGACGCGGCCUGACCGGGGCUGCGAGCUCCUCGCCUGGACUCCGAGCAUGAAAAGCAAGAGGGCCCCGUGCAGCCCAGGCAAGGACGUCCCCUGCCACGCCAGGACAAGGAGGCCGCUGGGCGCGACACCACUCACCCUGUGACACUGGGGGGAUACCUAGGUGCACCCACACCAGCACAAGGACAGGGUGCCGCUCAGCGGGAGGGCACCGCUCGGCCUCCACAGGCCCUGGGUUCCGUUUCCAGGAGGGGAAGAAUUCACGUGCACACGCGUGUGCCAGGUGUGCGCGGUGUGCGCGUGUCCAGGCCUGAACCACACAGGACGGGGGCACAUGGGCAGAGACGGCUGGCAGCGAUGGACGUCAGGGACAGGGACAGGCCCAGUGCUUUUUCCUGCGGUACAAGGGACCUUCCUGUUUGCAAUGCCCCGGCCACAAGCCCCCGCCACAAGCCGCAGCACAGCCGAUGCCCCAGAGCCAGAGUGACCUACGGGAAUACGUGGGCUGAGCCCAGCUACUGUGCUGCUGGCCACGAGACGACCACCAACGAGUCAGCAGCACGGGUUCCACGGGCGUCUUCACAGAGAAACAGUCUCCAGGUUCCAGCUGCUCGCUGAGGGCAAUGUGGCCAGAGGUGACAAGGGCACCAGAGGUGGCAAGGACACCGGAGGGCACGCUCUCCCGGCAUGCGGCAGGCCUCCUGUCCGUGCUCUGUGGAGCCAGGGACUUGCUUUAAGGUAGCAGCACUGGGGAGCCACCUAGCCCGGGCUGGGAGGCAGGCUUGGAAGGCCAGGUGGGAGAGGCUGGUGGAGGCCACUGGGCAGCCUGGGGGGCAGCGGAGCAGACAGAGAAGGCAGCAGAGGGGCAAAGGGGCAGGCUGUGGCAGCCUGGCACAUUGGGCUCUGCAGGUUCAGAACCUGGACCCGCGGCCCAGGAGGCUGCCUGGUGCCCCAGCCGGGAGAGCACAGCCCACCAUCCUGGCCUGAGGAUGGAGGCCUGCUGCCCUCAGGCACAGGGACAGGAUGGACAGGGCCACAGGGAGGAGGCAGGGAGAGGUGGAGGGAUGAGGACCUGUGCAGGGCUCAGGGCAGGCUCAGGCUGUCCAGCUCCACACAGCCAUGAGGCCCCGGACAGGGCACCAGGCACCCUGGACUCUGGGUGCUCAGUACAGGUGCCAAGCAUCCUGCAGUGGUGACGGGCCCUGGGGAGGGGUGUGAACCUCAGGUGACACCUCUGUGCCCAGGCUUCCCUCCAAGGGAGACGAGGCCCUGAGGCUGCUGUCCAGUGGCUGGAGGGUGCCCCAGCAGCCCAGGGUGGCCAGGCUCCUCCCACACACAACACCCCAGCACUCAGUGCUCCCGGAACCCACUCCCGCUCCAGGGGCCCCGACGCUGGCAGGACAUUAACGAGCUGGACAGCCUCCCAGGUAAACAAGCAUCCCCAAUGACAGCCAGGAGCCGGCCCAGCAACCCGGAAGGAGAGGCUGUGGGCUGGGGACCAGAGGGACCGGGCAGGUAUAAAAGCCAGAGCCCAGAGCUCCCCACACACACCCACACACUCACCCACACACCCUCCUCCAGCACACCCACCAUGGCCGCCUCCACCAUGUCCGUCUGCUCCAGCUCUUGCCCCGAGUCCUCCUGGCAGGUGGACGACUGCCCAGAGAGCUGCUGCGAGCCCCCCUGCUGCACCCCCAGCUGCUGCCAGCCCAGCUGCUGCGCCCCAGCCCCCCGCCUGACCCUCCUCUGCACCCCAGUGAGCUGUGUGUCCAGACCCUGCUGCCAAUCAGUCUGCACCAGCUCCUGCACCCCCUCCUGCUGCCAGCAGUCUAGCUGCCAGUCUGAUUGCUCCAGCUGCUCCCCCUGCCAGCCGUCCUGCUGUGUGUCCCUCUGCUGCAAGCCCGUGUGCUGCAAGCCCGUGUGCUGUGUGCCCGUCUGCUCUGAGGCUUCCUCCUCCUGCUGCCAGCAGUCUAGCUGCCAGUCUGACUGCUGCAGCUCCUCCCCCUGCCAGCCGUCCUGCUGCGUGCCCGUCUGCUGCAAGCCCGUCUGCUACUACAGACCCUCCUCCUGCGUGUCCCUGCUCUGCAGCCCCGUGUGCAGGCCCGCCUGCUGCGUGCCCGCCUCCUCCUGCUGUGCCUCCUCCUGCCAGCCCAGCUGCUGCCGCCCGGCCUCCUGCGUGUCCCUGCUCUGCCGCCCCACCUGCUCCCGCCCGGCCUGCUGUGGUGUCUCCUUGGGCCAGAGGUCCUGCUGCUGAGGGCUCUUCCUGGGCCACCCAGAGUAUGGGAGCCCGUUGCCUCCUGCACUCAGGCUUCUGUACUAGUGGCCCUGACAGCUGCCCAUGUCCCCCCCUGAGCCUGUGCAGGGGCUGGUGGUCACCUGCCUCCUACUCCUGUUGGUGUAGCUCCAUCCCUUAAGGACUGACUGUCCAGUCCCUCCAUGGCCAUCUCUGCACUACCAGGUGGGCGGCAGCCCCAGCAAGGCCAUCCGGCUCCUGCUGGCCGGAAGCCGCCUGUGGCCUAAGGCUCCCCUGCAGCUGGCCGCUCGGCCCUCCCACCCCAGGCCUGCGAAGAGCCCCCGCUGCCCGUGCUGGGUCCGGCUGCUCCCCGGGCUCUGAGCCUCUUCCCCUCUGGCCGUCACUGUGGAAGCCGGUGGGACGCCCCAAUAAAGUCUCCCACAACACCCCGUCA